Molecule: messenger RNA, 1863 nt
Organism: Eriocheir sinensis (Chinese mitten crab)
Lineage: Eukaryota; Metazoa; Arthropoda; Malacostraca; Decapoda; Varunidae
Gene: Wwox
Product: WW domain-containing oxidoreductase-like
Exons: 10
Coding region: 172-1527 (451 amino acids)
Molecular function (GO): protein binding
Source: RefSeq, a predicted model, not a curated record
UACGCAUUCCUGCCGCAUUGUUUACAUCGUUGCCGUGCGCAUUCUACAAGUGGGAAGGAGGCGAGUGUGUUGCCUUGUGCUGCCUUGAGCCCCAUACAACACCCAAGAAGAAGAAGACCUCCCCUGGCUGCCUCUACACGUAUUGGCAGCAGACGUCUGUGAGUGGGGGCGAUGGAUGUGCCGGAGACAGACAGCGAGGACGAGAUGGCGCCGGGCUGGGAGGAGCGGUGCACAGCCGAUGGUUUUGUGUUCUAUGCACAUCAUGCCACCCAAACCACACAAUGGUACCACCCUCGCACCAACAAGAGGAAGAAAGUGACUGGAGAGCUGCCUUUUGGGUGGGAGCGUCAGAUCACUGAGGACGGGAAGGUGUUUUUCGUGGACCACAUCAACCACAAGACCACCUACACCGACCCCAGGCUGGCCUUUGCUGUCGAAGAGUCGCGGUCGCUGGGUGACCUGCGGCAGCGCUUCGACUCCAGCACCACCGGCAUCCAGGUGUUGCAUGGCAGGGACCUGACCGGCAAGGUGGCAGUGGUGACGGGGGGCUCCUCUGGGAUAGGGUAUGAGACGGUGCGUUCCUUGGCCUACCACGGAUGCACAGUUGUCAUGACGUGCCGGGAGCUGGCUGAGGGGGAGGAGGCGGCCGCGAGGAUAUACAAACAGCGGCCGAGUGCAUCGCUAAACCCCAUGACCCUUGACCUGACCUCCCUGGCUAAUGUGAAGACUUUUGCUCAAGCCUUUGCUGUGCGCUUUGGCCGUUGUGACAUCCUGGUGCUGAACGCGGGUGUGUUUGGCCUGGGACACACCCACACACCCGACGGCUUUGAGACAAUGUUCCAGGUCAACCACUUGUCCCACUUCUACCUGACACUCCUCCUCCAGCCCCUCCUGGCCAAGUGUGCGCCCGCCAGGGUCAUCUACGUCUCCUGCGAGGCCCACAGGUUUUCCAAGCUUGAGGUGGACAGCAUGCGGGAGGAUGUGUUGUCCCCGUCGCUGCGUUCCCCCUUCGUCUCCCUCACUGCAUACUGCAACACCAAGCUGUGCAACGUUCUGUCCGCUCUGGAGAUGCAGCGUCGCUUUGGGGAGCAGGGGAUCAAUUUCUAUGCAGUUCACCCUGGCAAUGCUGUGCCGAGUGGGCUGGCAAGGCACUGGUGGCCCUACAGACUCCUCUUUACCCUGGUGCGGCCCUUUACCAAGACCCUGCAACAAGCCUGUGCCAGCUCGGUGUUCUGCGCGGCGAGCACCGACAUCGCACGAUACGGCGGCGUCUACAUCAAUAACUGUGUACCCUGCAUGCCGUCGGCCCCCGCGAUGGACCCCAUACUGGCCCACCGCCUCCACAAUGUCUCCCUCGCCAUGAUAGAGACCGUGCUGGGGAAACGUGCCUUCAACUCCCAGUCCUUAGGGGGUGGGGGUGAUGUGUCCCUAUCGUCACCGUCAUCCCUGCAGUCGAUGUCACCUUCGUCGUCGCCGCAGAAAAAGAAGCAGAAUGGUGAUGAUGAUGGUGGUGGUGGUGGUUUGUGAUUUUUUUUUUUUUCGUAAUUUUGUUGUGAUCGUACGAAGAUGUGUUUUUGUUGUUUAGAUUUCUUUCUUUUUCUUUUUUCUUUCUUACUCCCUUUCUGCCCAACACCUGUAAAGACUUUGAAGACAUUUCUUUGGAUAAUUGAUAUUUUUUUAAGUAUAUAUUUCCAUUAAUCCAUUCCAUCCAUAUAUUCCAUUUUCUUGUACAUAUCUCAUUAUAUUUAUCAAGUUGUAUACACAUUAUUUAUCGCCAUCUAUUAAAAACUGAGCAUAUAUACUUUUAGGUGUGUGUUUUUUUUUACCUAUGUCUGCCCAUGUCAAUUAAAUGUUUGCCUUUGA